Messenger RNA from Enterobius vermicularis (human pinworm), 756 nucleotides. NCBI's taxonomy places the organism in Eukaryota, Metazoa, Nematoda, Chromadorea, Rhabditida, Oxyuridae. The record is from the annotation of a GenBank genome assembly.
AUGGCGUGUGACGUAAAAUUGAUGGAUUCUGACGUCAAAAAUCGAACUGUUUUUACAAUGGCUCGACAUAUGGAAGAUCAAAUUCAUUUGACACACGUUCAACGAAAGGUACAAACGCGUAAUUGUUCGAAUUUUUUUCAUUUUGGCGGUUUCUUUGGAAAACACUGUGGUUGUUAUGUGACACUGCUUUAUAUUGGAAUUAAGCUGCUGUAUACCGCAAAUGCGUUAUUACAAUUUUUAAUAUUAUCGCGUGUUCUGAAAACAUCUGAAGGUACCUUUGGUUUCAACUUUGUAUACAAUUUGAUGACCGGAACGCAGUGGAUUGUAUCGGGUCUUUUUCCACGAGUAACACUCUGCGAUUUUGAAGUUCGAGUUAUUGGAAACAUUCAUCGGCAUACUGUUCAGUGUGUUCUUAUGAUAAAUAUGUUUAACGAAAAAAUUUUUCUGUUUUUAUGGUUUUGGUAUUUAACUGUUGGAGUGAUCACUUUGUUAAACACCUAUUAUUGGAUCUUUGUUAUGUUCUUUCCAAAUCAGAAAAAAAAAAAACAAUUGCAGGGAAUCUCAUUUAUCCGAAAAUAUUUACGCGUGUUAAGUGAACAUCCAUCAAAACCUGUUGCUGAAGAGGUAACACUACGAAAAUUUGCAACACAUUUUCUGCGGAAGGAUGGAGUCUUUAUGUUACGAAUGAUCUCAACACACGCUGGUGAAAUUAUUACAAGCGAAUUGAUACUUGCACUAUGGCAGGUGAUCAUCUGA